Molecule: messenger RNA, 2114 nt
Organism: Prionailurus viverrinus (fishing cat)
Lineage: Eukaryota; Metazoa; Chordata; Mammalia; Carnivora; Felidae
Gene: CTSB
Product: cathepsin B
Exons: 10
Coding region: 209-1228 (339 amino acids)
Biological process (GO): regulation of catalytic activity
Cellular component (GO): lysosome
Molecular function (GO): cysteine-type endopeptidase activity
Source: RefSeq, a predicted model, not a curated record
AAUGAGCCUGGGACAUCAAGAGUUAACUGGCCUGUGACUAGAGAGAUGUGUACUCCCUCACUAGUGAGCCCACAGCCGUUUCCUGGUGGCAGUUCGUUAUAAGGGCUGCCCGCUCCGAGCCAGGCUGCAUGGAAGGCGCUUUCAAAAAGACCAUCUCCUUACAUCUCCCAACAGCCUUGUGAGGUGACUCUAAGAUCCAGCAUCCAAAAUGUGGCAGCUCUUGGCCACUCUUAGCUGCCUGGUGGUGCUGACCAAUGCCCAGAGCAGACCGCCUCUCCAGCUCCUGUCGGAUGAGCUGGUCGACUAUGUUAACAAGCGUAACACUACAUGGAAGGCUGGACACAACUUCUACCAUGUGGAGCCGAGCUACCUGAGGAGGCUGUGCGGCACCAUCCUGGGUGGGCCCAAGUUGCCCCAGAGAGUUUCGUUUGCCGAGGACAUGGUUCUGCCUGAAAACUUCGAUGCCCGGGAACACUGGCCUAACUGCCCGACCAUCAAAGAGAUCCGAGACCAGGGUUCCUGUGGUUCCUGCUGGGCAUUUGGGGCUGUGGAAGCCAUUUCUGACCGGAUCUGCAUCCUCACCAAUGGCCACGUCAAUGUGGAGGUGUCCGCCGAGGACAUGCUCACCUGCUGUGGUGACCAGUGUGGGGAUGGCUGUAAUGGGGGCUUUCCUGCUGAAGCUUGGAACUUCUGGACAAAACAAGGCCUGGUUUCUGGUGGCCUCUAUGAUUCCCAUGUAGGCUGCAGACCCUACUCCAUCCCUCCCUGUGAGCACCACGUGAAUGGCUCCCGGCCCCCAUGCACAGGAGAGGGGGACACCCCCAAGUGCAGCAAGAUCUGUGAGCCCGGCUACACCCCAUCCUACAAAGAAGACAAGCACUACGGAUGCAAUUCCUACAGCGUGUCCAACAGUGAGAAAGAGAUCAUGGCGGAGAUCUACAAAAAUGGCCCUGUAGAGGCGGCCUUCUCUGUGUUUUCGGACUUCUUGCUGUACAAGUCUGGCGUGUACCAGCACGUCACCGGAGAAAUGAUGGGAGGCCAUGCUGUCCGCAUCCUGGGCUGGGGCGUGGAGAAUGACACACCUUACUGGCUGGUUGGGAACUCCUGGAACACUGACUGGGGCGACAAUGGCUUCUUUAAAAUCCUCCGGGGACGGGAUCACUGUGGAAUCGAAUCGGAAGUUGUGGCUGGAAUCCCAUGCACUGAGCAGUACUGGAAAAGGAUCUAAUCUGCUGUGGCACUGGUCUUGCCAGCCCCGGGGCAGUUUUUCCCUAAAUCGAGCCAAUUGGGCUGGUAACGGAGGGUAGGAAUGUCUUUUAUUCUUUGCAUUCAGUUGAGAUACAAGAGGUUUUGGACAGGGCCUGAAGGAUUGGGCCAAACCUCGUGUCUACCGUCAGACUGUCUUCCAAGGAGACACAUCCGAAGCCUGCCACCUUCCGGCCCGUUCAGUGGACCUGCUGUCACAGUGCACACUUAGCCCACGUCAGCGCCCGCUGCAGGCACGGCGAGGCCUCCCCCGUAGACUAGUGCUGCGCGUAGUGCCUGCUGCUCCGACUCCUGCGGCCGCCACCUCCACGCCGCCCCCCCGCCCCCCCAACCCGCGUGCACCAGGGAGCGAGACAAACAUCCACAUGGGCCUGUAGGCUUUCCACAGGAAUAGGAAGUGGAGUUCCUCACAAGACAGAUUGCCACCAGCGGCAGUACUUCUGAGCGAGGAACUUUCUAGAUUUGGAGUAAGUUGAGGAGGAAAAUAGUGCGGCAGCUCUCUGGAGAAAGCUGUUCUCCCAGGGCCCUGCAUCCCUUGAGCUUUGCAGUACUGCACCCCCUCUCUGGUCUUCUCCGUGGCAUGGCUCCUUUUUAAAUAGGGGUUUUUAAUUUUGUGCACCUCAGCUGGUCAUACGGACAAACGAGGAAACUUUUUGGAAGAGCUGGCCUGCUUCACAGGCUGUCUCCUUACAACAAAACCGGGUGGUCGUGAGCGAAUAGGCCUAUCAGCCUGACACAGUGGAGUUGUUUGGGAGAAGCCAGCUUUAACCGUUUAAAAAAUCACUGCUUCACUCUGUUAAUUUAACAAGGAAGGGAAUGACGGUGCCAAUAAAAGUUUGCUCCCUUAA